Molecule: messenger RNA, 2146 nt
Organism: Schistosoma curassoni
Lineage: Eukaryota; Metazoa; Platyhelminthes; Trematoda; Strigeidida; Schistosomatidae
Source: the annotation of a GenBank genome assembly
AUGAACAAUAGUAUUGAAUUGAAUUUAAAUUUUAUUGAAUUCAUCAAUAAUCAAACAUGUUUAUUAUUUAUAAAAACAUUUUAUGAUUUACCAUCAACAUAUCAAAUGAAUUCAAAUAUUUAUUCCAUUAUAAAAUCAUUACAUUAUUAUGAUCAUUAUUAUGAUUUAUUACAAUGGAAUAUUAUCAUACCAAUUAUUAUUGUAAUAUUAACAAUUAUUGGUAAUUCAUUAGCAUGUUUUAUAGCAUUUAAUGAUAGACAUUUAAGGCAUAAAUCAAAUAUAUUUUUUAUAUCAUUAUCUAUUACAAAUAUUAUAUAUUCUAGUAUAAUUAUGUUAUUUAAUAUUAUUUAUAAUCUUAUUCAUCCUCUAUAUUUUAAUGAUUUAAUUAUUAAAUUAUUUUUUUCAUUAGAUAAAUUAUUUUGUACAGUCACUAUAUUACAUUUAGUUGUUAUGGCAUUUGAUCGUUUUAUUUAUAUUAAAUCACCAUUAAAUUAUUCACGUUGUAUAAAAUUAAAAUAUUUAUUAAUUAUAUUAAUAAGUUUAUGGUUUUUAGCCUUUUUAAUCACAAUUAUCCCAAUUCAAUUAAAUUGGAAUCAUAUGAAUGAUAAACAAUUUAUAACAAUCAAUAAUAAUAAUAAUAAUGUAAUCAAUACAUAUGAUACAAAUCAAAAUUAUACAAUUGAAUCAUCAAUUCAUGAAAUUCCAUUCAAACAAAUCAAUUUAUUAUCGAUUUAUAAAAUACAAAAAAAUUUUAUAUGUAUUCAUAAAGUUAAUCUAUUUUAUACAAUAACCAAUACAAUAUUUAGUUUUAUUAUCCCAUUAUUGAUUAUGAUAAUGAUAUAUACAUAUUUAUUUUUAGUAACAAAACAACAUAUUAAUCGAUUAAAUAUAUUUUCAAAUUUUAAAAAAAAUUAUUCAAAUCAUUUAAAUUUAAAUCAUCAUCAUCAUAAUAAACAAUUUAUUGAUUUAUUACAUAAUUCAUCAAAUUUUUUAAAAAAAUGUAAAACAUUUUUAAAUUUAAAUUCUAUUGAUUUCAAUGAUCAUACUAUCAAUAAAUCAAUAACAAUCUCAAUGAAUCCAUUAAAAAUUCCAACACAAUUAAAUAAUAAUAAUAGACAAUUCAAUGAUUCAUUACAUUAUAUGAAUAUAACAAAUAAAAAUGAUUUAAUAAUAAAUACAAUCAAUAAAUCAAUACAAUUUACAAAUCAUCAUUCAUAUAUAACUAUAGAUCAAUCAAUGAAUACAAGGCGUAAACAUAGUUUACCAUUAUAUAAUAUAUCAAGGAAUUCAUCAUGGAAUACAUAUAAUAAUAAUAAUAAUAAUAAUGGGAAUGAUAUAACACGUCAACAAAUAAUAAUAAAUUAUCCAGAAAAACAAAUAUAUAAUGCACAUAAAGCAGCAAUUACAUUAGGUGUAAUAUUAGGUUCAUUUACAAUAUGUUGGUUACCAUAUUUUACAAUUAAUUGUAUAGCAUCAUUUUGUGAUUGUAUACCAAGCAUAAUGAUGUUUAAAAAUACAGUGACAGAAUCGUCUAAUUGUAAUUUUGAUGCAACUGGAUGCAACAAGAGUAGUUGAACUGAUAAAUAUACAUAUAUGAGGUGAAUGUGCAGUUUUUUAUUUCUAGUCAGAAUAAUGGGUCGGUUUUAAAACGGGAUGCACGUUUUUGUGGUAAGAAGAAGCUAUUUUCGCUGCAACAUGGCUUGGUUAUUUCAAUGCCUGUCUUAAUUCACUGGUAUAUUCAUUAUUAAAUAAUAAUUUUCGUAUGUCCUGUGCAAAACUAUUAUGUGCUUGGCAUUACAAUCGUGAAAGACGUCAACAAUAUGGAUUAAAUCAAUUGAAACAUUUCGGUGAUACUCCUAUUCAAUUAGCAAUUGGUCGUGUUCCAUGGAAUAAAUUAUGAAUAUAUUUGUACUGUAGUAAUAUAAUCUUCUUAGUAUACAGUUAUGAUGAAAUAUAUACUUAUUAUCUCGCAUUAUAUAAUUUCACUAGUUUUAUGUUUUAAUAAUAAACUGUCAAUGAAAAAACUUAUAUCAUGAAUAUAUAUUCCUAAACAUAUACAACAGUAUGAGUUCAUAUUUUGUUCUUUUUCUUCGUUACUGUACAUAUCAAACUCUUAAAAGCAAUAAUAGAAGUUCUUUUCAUCGAA